AUGUCGUCUGGGAGUAGAUACGAGGCCUGUGACGAUGCCGAUAUUGACGCUCUUUUACAAACUAGGGAUAGUAAAAACACCCAAAAGGUGGUGAAAACCGCCCUGAAGCUCUUACAAGACUACCUUAUUGAAAAAUAUGAAUUAAGCCUCGAGGAUAUGGAAAAAUUGUCGAUUGUGGAGAUGUCCGAAAAACUGAAGAGAUUUUACGCUGAACUGAGAAAACCCGACGGAAGUUACUAUGCCAAGAAAUCAUUAAUAACAAUGAGGUUUGGACUUCAAAAACAUUUUUUAAAGAAAACAUCAGUGGAUAUCAUUAAUUCAGAUGAGUUUAAAUCAUGCAACGAAGUUUUUAAAGCUAUGUUGGUGAAGAUCAAGCGCGAGGGAGCACCCGAGGUAAAACAUAAACAAACAAUCUCAACAGAAGAUCUAAACAAACUUUAUGAAAGUGAAGCAUUUUCUCUGAAUACAGCUAUGGGGCUGUUAAACAGAACAUUCUUCGAAAUAGUUUACUACUUUUGCAACCGUGGUCAGGAAAACUUGAGAAGCUUUCAAAAAACAGAUUUCUCAGUGAGAACAGAUCCAGAGGGGAAAAGAUAUGUGUGCAAAGUCAAACAUAGGGAGGAGAAAAAUCAUAGAGGGGACGAUCUCACGGACGACCAAACAAAUCAGGCCAGGAUGUACGAAAUGCCAGGAAAUCCCCGUUGCCCUGUGAAUAGUUUCAUGAAGUCUAUUGUGAAGCUGAAUCCUGAUAACCCAAAUCUAUGGCAGCGCCAUAAAUCAUCCGUAUCAGAAACGCAGUCGGUUUGGUUCGACAACAUUCCCCUUGGAAAAAAUACGCUUGCGGCGAUGAUGUCCACUAUUAGAAAUUCUAAUGCAGCAGCUUGCAGUGACUCUGGUGUACAGGAGAAUCAGAUUGAUUUCUUAGAUGAUUUUGAUGUCGACACAUUUUUUGCCGGAUUAGAAAACGUUGAACUACACAAUGUUAAAAGUGUACAAAGCGCUCCAUCAGCUUCCUCUACAAAAAACACUGAAUGUGGGGUCAACAUACACAAUUCUACUGUCAACAUUAACAUUUACACAAAUAAACAGUAA
Messenger RNA from Saccostrea cuccullata (small rock oyster), 1092 nucleotides. RefSeq lists its product as uncharacterized. The transcript has 3 exons. NCBI's taxonomy places the organism in Eukaryota, Metazoa, Mollusca, Bivalvia, Ostreida, Ostreidae. The record is from RefSeq and is a predicted model, not a curated record. The coding region runs from base 1 to 1092 and encodes 363 amino acids.